This is a messenger RNA of Gasterosteus aculeatus aculeatus (three-spined stickleback), 2037 nucleotides long. RefSeq names its product small nuclear RNA activating complex, polypeptide 2 (gene snapc2). Gene Ontology annotation, cellular component: nuclear body. Lineage: Eukaryota; Metazoa; Chordata; Actinopteri; Perciformes; Gasterosteidae. Gene Ontology annotation, molecular function: RNA polymerase II general transcription initiation factor activity. Gene Ontology annotation, biological process: snRNA transcription. The record is from RefSeq and is a predicted model, not a curated record.
GGAAAAGAAUUUUGUCGUCGGAUGCGGAAGCAGGAGUAGUUGACGUCGUGGUUUCAGUCUGCGACAUCAUACUCAUUUCUAGUUCAGCCUGGGCCUAAAAUUAAAGUUUGUAUCUCGUGAGUGACGCGCACAACUGUCCGAGCUGCACGCCUGCCUCGCGACCCUCCCGUGUGGCGUCGGACCCCCGGCCAGACCUGCGAUGAAGCCGCCGCCUCGGAAACGUACAAAACCAGAUCGCCAGCUGACUCCUGACCCGCCGCCGACGAAGAAGCCCGUUCGAUGGCAACGGAGCGAGUUGAAGAACGUGCUGAAGGCCCUGCAGAUCCUCUACCGAAAGUCUGCAGGGAACCGCGACAUCGACUACGCUUACCUGCAGAAACACGUCCGCACCCGGUCCAUUACAGAGUUCCAGACUCUGGUGGACUUUUUGAAGGACAACAUACUCUCAUUGGUGAGCUUAAAGCUGAAGAAGAGGAGGUUUCAGGAGGAGAGUUUCAGAAAGCCCAUCGACAUGUGGACAGAAAUGGCUUCCGUCAUUGCUGGGAGGCGCGAGGAAGCCAUCACCUCGGCUUUCUCCCAGAUGCUGAUGGUGUCGUCCACAGAGCCGUGCACGCUAAGGAACUCUGACCCCCCUCAGACACUCCCUGUGAGGCCGAUCAAAGUUGAGCGUCCCGGCACCAGCACCACCUGUCCUGUCCUGCUACUCAAGACCCCGGCUCCCGCUCAGGGCCCCGGCAUAAGGCCUAACCGAACCCAAGCGGUUAGCGUGUUAAACGGCCAGCCACAUCUUUCUACCACAGCUGGAACUUCAGCUGCCAGCACCCCCACCCCUCAGUGUGCCUCCACCCCCAGUCCAUCGGGUGUAGCGGUAAAAAUACUCGUUGCGCCUGCUCCAUCUCCACAACCCGCCUCGCGGACAUCAAGCCCGGUCCCGGGCACGCCCGGUUCUGGCUCUACGGCGCCGGUAAAGACUCAGAACGUUGACUCGUCUCUCAUCCAAACCACCCAGCUACCCUCGGCGCAAAGCCCCACCACCAUCUCCGCCUCCUCUCCAUCAGCGCCCCCUUCAUCCGGUCCUCACGCGGCCCUCUCCUCCUCUGCUACCGGCCAGGCUCUGGUCCCCAGCACAGCACCGCCCUCCUCCGCUGCCACCCACCUGUUCUCCUCGCCCCCUGCGGCAUGCUACGCCAAGUUUGGUUGCACCAGCAAGUCGGCCACAAAAGACAAUCGCAGGGUGUUCGGCGCCAUGGGUGCAGUGGACUUUGAGAAGAUCUAUUGCUACCUGAGCUCCAUCCACCAACCAAAAAAUGACUGCCAUCUCUCUCCCAUGGAGAGUGCCAUAAUGUUGGACCUGUUGAUGUCUCUUCCUGAGGAGCUCCCCCUAUUAGACUGCAAGAAGCUGCACAAACAUCUGAUCCAGAUGUACAAAUUUCUGUCCUGCACCGCUGACUCCAAGAUGGCGCACCAGAUGUUCGAAGAGCUGAAGGAGGGACUUUGUGCCGGAGGAGACGAACAAGCAAACCGUGAGCAGAGCCCCGCUCAGGCCGGCGGGGGAAAGAACCCGCAGCCCGAUGAAGCUGAGAGCCAAUCCUCAGGGAGCACUGAUGCACUGGGCCAAUCGGGGGACUGGGUUCUCUGCCCCCCCCUCAACCCUUUUAUGGUGCCACUGAAACUGUUAAUGCGUAAAUAGGUUGAAAUAUACAAAAUGUGUGUAUUUAUUGUGCAGUAUGCUUUGGUUAUGUCUAGACGCUGUAAUUAUCUUUUGUAAUAUUUUGUUUGUUUCAGACAAAGCUGCUUUAUUCAAAAAUAUGUUUUCUUUGGAUCAUCAAAUGUAAGCAUGUUCUAGUAGAAACUUCAAGUAUGAGGCUAAACGUUCGCCUAAUAGGAUUGAUUUGUAAGGAAAGAGAUGGUUCUGUGUUGAGUUGCAGCAGAUAAUUACGUGUCCUAUUGUUCAAAGCCAUGUGAGUACCUGUGAGUUUCCUUUUUGCAAUUUAUACUCUUAAAUAAUAUUUCCAUUAAAAAGUAAUUUUAUUAGUU